AUGUUGAUCCAACGAACAUUCCCCGAGCCUGACCCGGGGUUUUACAAAUAUCACAGUCAUGCAAGCAACCGCGACAAGGACACUCAGGCCAUGGGAUGGGUUCAAGAGCUCUUCUGGUCUAUGGGCCGGUGCAGGCAGUCAGGCGUCACGUACGCGGAGGGAUCAUGGGGAUACACUGUCCUUCGCGUCGUCUACACCCAAGAGUCUGACGUACUCUGGUCUAUCGCCUUGAAGAAGCUCAACCGUUGGAUUACCCAGUACUUCAUCCAUGGAAAUCGACUCAUCAAGAACAAGCCUAAUGGCGAAAUAAAUGAGGAGCUCGCGCGCCGGUUCGUCCUCGAACCUGUUGAGAACAAAACUCUCGAGGACUUGAAGUUAUUAAAUCUAUCUGAGGAUACUUCUCAACGAGACAUGCAAUCACUCACACAAGUUUUCGAAGACUGGCGCAAGAAGGCGGUUGGCGAAAACGCUGAUCUCGACCCCCGUGACAACACGAGGUUUUGCGACUUUUUGGUCAUUGAUGAGGCUUCUCUUCGCACACUCGCCGCACUGCCUGAAGAGACACCGUCGUUGGAAAUGGUGUCUCGUUCCGAGAGACGCGCACGGCAUGAUUUGUGGGCUGGCUCAUUUGUCUGGCUUAUUGACUCCCUCGCCGUGAAACGUUUUCAAAGUGUCGAGGAUGCCGAUAAUUACAACGGCCUCAUGAAACUGAGCCCCGGGGACCUCUCGGACGCUUGGUUUGAGCGAGCGGGCAGGUUUUCGAGCGACUUCUGGACCUUUGACCGCGAGGAAAUUCCCGAAGGAUCUGGCGAGAAGUGGUACCGUCAGCAUUGA
Colletotrichum chrysophilum is the source of this 834-nucleotide messenger RNA. RefSeq lists its product as uncharacterized. The record is from RefSeq and is a predicted model, not a curated record. The coding region runs from base 1 to 834 and encodes 277 amino acids. The transcript has 3 exons. NCBI's taxonomy places the organism in Eukaryota, Fungi, Ascomycota, Sordariomycetes, Glomerellales, Glomerellaceae.